AUGGAGAAAAUAGUGUCACAGAAAGGAAAGGAGUUAUUGUUGAUAGAUGGGCAGCGGUAUCGACAAGCUCGAACGAAUGCAGAUGGCAGCAUAUCGUGGAGAUGUGUUACUCUAAACUGCAGUGGACGAUUAAAAGUGUCCAGAGGCGACGUGAUUAAUGUUAUCACAGAACAUAACCAUGCUCCAAAUCCAGAAAAGAACAUGGCGGCGGUUAAAUGUGUUGCAGAAAUGAAAGUGAGAGCAGCAAACUGUGUAGAAAACCCUCGGCAGAUCAUACAACACUGCAGCAAUGGGUUAGCGCUAGGGGCAUCAGUUCAUUUGACGACGUAUACCGCAUCCCAAAGAGCAAUUGAACGGGUUAGAAAACGUGCAGAGCAGCCAUAUCCCAAUCCAACAGCCGUUGCUGAUAUUACAAUCCCUGCAGCUUUGCAAACUACUUCCAGAAAUGCGAAUUUCCUUUUAUGGGAUUCAGGUGCAGAAGACCCUAAUCGCAUAUUUAUGUUUGGUACAGAACAAAAUCUGAACAUCUUAGAACAACAUCGGCAUUGGUUUGUUGAUGGAACUUUUAAAGUUGCGCCAGAAUUAUUUCUGCAAGUUUUUACUAUCCACGCGUUGGUCGAAAACACCUGUAUGCCGUUAGUGUACGUUCUUUUACAAGACAAAAGUGAGAUGUCGUACGUUCGUGUAUUUCAAAAACUGUUGGACUUGAAGAUAACGCUGAAUCCAAUAAGUGUUACGUCAGAUUUCGAAAAAGCUAUCCAUAACGCAGUAUCACGCGUGUUUGAUGAAGUACAAAUUGUUGGAUGCUUAUUUCAUCUAGGGCAGUCUCUGUGGAGAAGAGUACAACUAUGCAAUUUAACAGAGGAUUAUCUAAAUAAUGAAAAUGUGCGCCAGCAUACCAAAAUGCUUUUAUCUUUGAGUUUCGUUCCUCCGAACGAUGUAAUCAUGGCCUUCGAAGAAUUAGUUGAGAACUGCCCAAACACCUUGGAUCCCAUAGUGGACUACUGGGAAGAUACUUAUAUAGGACGACUUCGACGGAAUCGAAGAGGUGACCCUCGUUUCCCAAUUGCAAUCUGGAAUGUGUACAACAGAGUUGCAGAUAGACUUCCACGUACUAAUAAUUCAGUCGAAGGUUGGCAUCGUGCUUUUCAACAAACUUUAAACUGUCACCAUCCGUCUGUUUAUAAACUAAUCGAUCAAUUUAAGAAAGAACAGGAUCAUGUUGAAAUACUACACACCCGCAUAACCGCUGGUAUUCAACAUCCGGAAUCGUCAAAACGGAAGUACGUGCAGCUAAAUCGAAGACUGGAGGUACUGACCGACAAUUACGACAAUACCGCUGUUAUGGAUUACCUCAGAGGAAUUUCACAUAAUAUGGAGAUAUAA
Photinus pyralis (common eastern firefly) is the source of this 1386-nucleotide messenger RNA. RefSeq lists its product as uncharacterized. The transcript has a single exon. Bases 1 to 1386 code for a protein of 461 amino acids. Lineage: Eukaryota; Metazoa; Arthropoda; Insecta; Coleoptera; Lampyridae. The record is from RefSeq and is a predicted model, not a curated record.